AUGUUGGCACUUCGACUUGGGUUUCAAUGUAUAUUUCUUGUUUUUUGCCUCACAAACGCACCAUUUCCAGUCUCAGGGAAUAUCCAAACCAAAUUAAAAUAUUUUGAAACUUUAAAAGCUGCUGAUAUUCACGUUAUCACAAAGCGAAGUAUUGAUACAAAUCCACAGGCUCAUCUCAAGUUUGUCAAUCUCAAAGGCCUUGGCCGAGAUUUUAGUUUCUAUCUUCAAACAAGUCCAAGCAUUUUAACGUCUGAUUUCAAAGCUGUUACAGUAGAUGCUUAUGGCAGAAAAACUCCUAUAUCAGUCAACAAGAAUUCUUUCUACUCUGGCGCACUUAGAGAUGAGCCAAAUUCACAUGUGGAAGCCACUUGGGAAAAUGAUAACCUGUUGGCCACAAUCAGUGUGCCCAAUGAAAUCUACACAGUUGAGCCAGCUUGGCGUCACUUACCAUAUUCCACAAAUCAUUCUAUGAUCAUUUAUAAAGCAUCAGAUGUUAUUAAGUCUUUUAAGAAUUCACGUAAUCAACAUCACCGAAUAUGUGGCUUUAAACGUGGUGUCACUGUCAGUGAAAAGGAAUAUGAAGACUCUUUGGCCGAGAGUGCUUAUUACAGAACAUCAGGCUCUGAGAAUCGUUCAUCAGCAGCAUUUUACCAACAUGAAUACCAUCAAUCGAAACGUCGAUCAAAGCGAUAUACUAAGAAAGUUCAUAACACCUGUGAAUUGAUGGUUGUAGCUGAUUACAAAUUCUACAGUGGUGUUGGAAAUAAGGACCUUUUGAAUACAGCUAAUUAUUUGAUCCAUAUACUUCGUAAAGUCGAUACUAUUUACCGAACAACACUCUGGGAUGAAAAAGCAGGUUUAAUAAAUUAUGGCAUUAAAAUCAAAUAUAUGUCAAUCCAUCGAGAAUAUUCCAACCAUGCCCAAGAUUAUAAUUAUAAUAAAACCUGGGAAAUCACUCCAUUACUUCAGGCAUUCAGUCGUAAAUUGGAAUUUAACAAAUAUUGCUUGGCCCAUCUGUUCACUUACCAGAAAUUCAAUGAUGGUGUUUUAGGUUUGGCUUACAUAGCAUCAAGUCGUAGAAAUACUUAUGGUGGAAUCUGUUCCCCAUUGUAUCGAAAACAAACAAGCUUUGGAGUAGACAUAUUGUCAUUAAAUACAGGCUGGAGCAGUUCUAUGAAUACUUAUGGUGCACGGAUCCUUACACAGGAAGCUGACUUGGUUACUGCUCAUGGUCAGUACAAACAAUGA
Molecule: messenger RNA, 1248 nt
Organism: Acanthosepion pharaonis
Lineage: Eukaryota; Metazoa; Mollusca; Cephalopoda; Sepiida; Sepiidae
Source: the annotation of a GenBank genome assembly